CACGUAGAAUGUUUAAUAGAAAGUUACAUAAUAGAAUAUUAGCUUCCCUUACAAUUGAAUAUCAGUAAACAUAAUUUUAAUUUACUUUCAUUUUAAAAAAUAACAUUGGGAACACUUAUACUGAGUAAACUUCACAUGGCCACACAGGUAGUGUUUACCAGUUAUAGGAGUACUGUUGAAUAACUGAGUGUUACUUCAGGGAUUAUAUUUGCUACCGUGCAGUACGAAUCAGAUGAGUUCAGUUAGACUAUAAUUAUAGCCUCAAAAUGAAGAACACUAAAUGGGCUCUUUUAUUGAGCAUCUUGGUCUAUCUACUUGGUAUAACAAAGGUAUGGACACAAACUGUUUGUGUUGGCGAAGAAAAGGGAAGCUGUAAUUUGAUCUGCAGUAACUACUCUAAGCUAAAUCUGUUAGUUGACAAAGCACAGAACAUUAUCGACAACACUACAAUCAUCUUUCUCCCUGGAAGCCACAGUUUGAGUGGUCUCAUUAUAUUUUCUGACAAGAACAAUUUGACUAUGAAAGGUGUUCAAUGUGGAGAAAAACAAGACCAAACAACUAAUUCACCUCCAAGCAUUGUGGUAUGCAGUGGAAAUCAGUCGGGAUUUCUCUUCACCAUCUCGUCAAAUAUUUUUAUAAACAACCUGGAGUUUCAAGGAUGCAGAGCAGACAUGAACCUUAAAAGCUGUGGAAAACACCAAAACGAUAGUUAUUUUUACGGCGGUGUCUUUUUCCAUUGCUCGUACCACAUUACAAUGUAUGGUGUAGUAAUCCGAGACGGCAAAGGAUAUGGCCUUCACAUGGACGACGUCUGUGGUGAUAUUUCGAUCACAUGCUCAAAGUUCAUUGGGAACAUGAAUGGUAAUGCUGUGCUCUGGUUUAGACAUUGUGCAGAUAAUAGAAAAGUCAAUAGCACUUUGACAGUAACUGCUUCUGAGUUUCGAAAUGGCUUUACCAACAAUAUACCAACAAUAACAAAACAAAGUGCAACUGGACUAUACUUGCUAAUCAAGCAACGCAAUACACAUGCUUCACUCGCAAAUCUCACAUUCAGCAACAAUACAGGAAGUUCUGGUGGAAACAUAGCAAUUAUUUUCAUCGAUUUUGCUGAGCAUACAGGCUAUGUUUCUAUCGAAAAUACUACAAUUGAAAGUGGGGCAGCUAACGAAUCUGGUGGAGGAAUGUUUAUUUGGUUCGAGAAAGAUUCAAUACAAGAUUUGAAUGACUGUCAGAACAAAUCAUUGCUGUAUACGGUCGUAACCGUAACCAUAACAAAUUCAACAUUCAAAAACAACAUUGCAAAGAGUGGAGGUGGCCUAGUGCUUUCAUACUAUGAGAGAAAAGGUGUAGGAUGCACAAAUAGACUAGUGGAGAUAAAUCACUGCACGUUUGAAAAUAACACUGCUAUUAAAGGAAGUGCUAUGGAGAUUUCAAAACACAACGUCCCAAUUUACGAACUUCACAACGUCCCACAGUUUACAGUAAUACUGAGUAAUAGCCACAUUAAAAACAAUAAGUUGACACCAAAAUAUGGCCAGGAUAAUGAAGAUGGAAUUGUGGAAGUGUUUUCAGUUGCAACUCUCGUGAUUCAAAACACUGUCUUUAGUAACAACAGUGGCACAGGUCUCAUGCUUGUUAACAGUGGAGUGCGAUUCAAAGAAAGUAUUACAUUCGAAGGGAAUUCAGCCCGCUAUGGUGGUGCAAUCAAGAUUUGUGACUCGUCACAAAUGUACUUUUACAAUGAUACACGAGUUACUUUUACUGAUAACACAGCUGAUCUUGCAGGGGGUGCAAUAUACGCAGGAAAUCAGUGCCUACAAGAAAUCCCACCUUGCUUUUUUCAGAUACCACCAUCAAUUUUUAACAUCACAGACAUGCCUAAGGGGAUACUGCACUUCGAUGGUAAUCGUGCAGGAAUUGCUGGCCAUGCCAUAUAUGGUGGCGCAGUGGACAAUUGUUUUACAGACCACAAAUUGCGUUUCAAUCAAAGCACUGAAGAGAGUUACUAUUACUCCUUCGAGCUAUACAAGCAAAUAUUCAAUUUUUCUGACCCUAACGAACAGUCAAAAGUCACCUCAGAUCCAUAUGGUGUUUGCAUAUGUGAUGUUAACGACACACUACAAUGCUCAAACAGAACAAUAUUUAUUAAACCAUAUUAUGUGGGACAGGAUUUUUCAAUUUACGUGUCAGCAGUAGGUCAAACAAAUGAUAAAGUACCAUCACGUUUAAAAGUAGAAAGUGAUAAAGGACAUGCCAUGAUGGCACCAGCAAAUGCAAGCAUAAAUCAGUCAACAGCUCUGUGCCAAGAAAUGAAACUGAAAAUAAUAGCUGGAGAAGAAUUAAUCGAUCAAACUAUAAGCCUCAAAAUAGGUAUAUUUAAAGCGAACUUAGUCAGUGAAAGUUCAAACUACUAUAAAAUCCCAAAAUUGAUAGUAAACGUCACACUGCAGUCUUGUCCAUUUCUUUUUCAACUGGAUAAUAAAAAUUCGUGUAACUGCCAAACACCAUUAGACCUUGUGCCGAGGGUCGUAUGUGACAUUGACACAAAAACGGUUACCAUUAAAGGCAAUGAUGAUAUGAACCACCCAGACAGAAAAAUAUGGAUUAGCUGUGAUAUUAUUAACAAAACAGGUAGAUGUGAGAAAAUAGAAGCUAGUAAAUAUUGUCAGGUUGAUCAUUGCUCUAAUGGAAGUACUCUGAAGCCUGGGAAGCAGGACCUUAGCAUGGUCUGCAAUAAGGGUAGACAAGGGAGACUAUGUGGCAGCUGUCAGUCUAACUACACCCUCUCUCUUGGAGUUAUGUCGUGUGUUGAUACAGAAAGUGAAUGUAAUCAAUGGAUAACAGUUGCACUAAUCUUUGUUUUUAUACUCGCUGGAAUUUUGCUCAUUUGCUUCUUGACCAUAUUCAACUUCACUGUUGCUGAGGGAACAGUGCAUGGGCUUCUCUUUUAUGCCAAUUGUAUGCACGCAAAUUCUCAAUCGUUUUUCACAUCUAGUGAUAAGACUUACGGUCUUGGAGUAUUCAUAUCAUGGCUGAACCUUGAUUUUGGUUUCAAUUUAUGCUUCUACAACGGAAUGACUGCGUACCAAAAGAUCUGGCUGGAGUUUGGCUUCUUGAUCUACUUGCUACUGCUGGGAGUGAUGAUCGUGUGUUUGAGUCGCAGGUUUGUGUGGUUCACUCGACUAGCUGGUCGCAAUGUAGUCCCCGUGCUCGCUACCAUCAUACUGUUUGCUUACCCAAAACUGGUUCGAAAUUCCAUAAAAGUAUGGGAAUGUCACGAUAAUUAUUUGUCUUCUGACAAUCACACCCCGUUGGUAUGGUUCAUGGAUGAAACGUUAUAUUGCUUCGUUGGGAUUCACUUAGUACUAUUCCUUUUUUCACUAAUUUUGUUCACCAUAGCAUCUUGGUACAUGCUGUGCCUCCUGCUAAUACAGUGCCUGCAGAAAAGAUCAAAUUGGUUUGUCCUGAGGUGGGUCAACAAACUAAGGCCGUUCUUUGAUGCCAACACUGGUACGUAUCAUGAUCACAAUCGAUUCUGGCCAGGGCUGCUUCUCUUUGCUAGACUGGGACUGUACUUAGCAUUUUGGCAUGCAGAUAGCUAUAGAAACAAGGCAAAUAUCAUACUCGCGAUAUGCACAUUUCUUUUUUUUCUAGCUUGUGUCUUCCCACGUGGAGUGUACAAAAAAUGGCCUUUGAAUAUUUUGGAGUUUUCUUUCAUCUUCAACCUUGGAUUAGCCUUUGGAGCUGUUGCAGCACUACCUGAAUAUCCUGAAUUAAGAAAAGCUAUUGGUUACACAUCGAUAAGUAUAGCUGCUUUCACUUUCUUAUUAAUAAUCGGUUUUCACAGCUACAAGAAAGUUAGUGCGACUAGAAUUUGGAGAAGAAUUGUUGCAAGGAGAAACACGAGAAAAAACAGAUUCAGAGCCGAGCAAAAUACUGAGAGUGCACAAGACGAGAAUGAACCUUUGAUUCAGAAUCAGAGGUUGCCAAGAGUAAUUCAGUUUGCAACUCCAAGGGAGCCUCUUCUGGAAGAUGACUAACAUUUACAAACACAUUAGUUGCAGUCAGUGUAAACUUAUCAGUUUGUGCACGCAUAUAUAGUAAUAAUUAUACGUAAUAAUCAACACUGUUGUUAUUGAAAAUGUAUAUAUAUCGUGCAUUG
This is a messenger RNA of Halichondria panicea, 4162 nucleotides long. RefSeq lists its product as uncharacterized. Gene Ontology annotation, molecular function: ubiquitin binding. NCBI's taxonomy places the organism in Eukaryota, Metazoa, Porifera, Demospongiae, Suberitida, Halichondriidae. The transcript has a single exon. Bases 267 to 4040 code for a protein of 1257 amino acids. Gene Ontology annotation, biological process: double-strand break repair via homologous recombination. The record is from RefSeq and is a predicted model, not a curated record.